CGCCAUCGCGGCGCCAAACAUUGCGAGCGGCGUGCGCAGGCACCAUGUUUCGCGCGUCCUUUUUGCUUUUGUAGCGUAGUUUGCGUGUUCGUGAUGCCGCGUUGCUGUGCCUUCGAGUGCAGCACAACUGAAAGGGACGGCAAGCGACUAUUCCGUAUUCCAUCUGCCAAGCGAGACGCGACAUGGAGGAAGGCCUGGCUUCAAAGAAUCAGCCGGGCCGAUUUCAACCCAACGCAAUGGUUCCGGCUCUGUGAGGAAGAAGAAGAAGCAUCAGCCAUGGCGUUCGCCCGACUGGCCUCGUCGCUGUUUCUCGUUUUCCUGGCGACGUUGGGGAGCGGCGUCGGCGCCGAAGACGAUGGGCCGUCCGUUCUAAGGAGCAUGCUGGCUGCGUUCAUGAAGCAAGGUGCCCAGGCCUGCGGCACUGUGCUUCCGGCCAUUAUCGCCCAAACUGACCGGGACGGGCUGGUCAAGAAGCACAACGAACUCCGGUCGAAGGUGGCCAAGGGCGCGGGAACUUUACCGAAGGCAGCCAACAUGAGGAAACUGAAGUGGGACGAUGCACUGGCAAAGAGGGCCCAGGAGAGCGCGGAUAAGUGCGACCCUACGAAACAAGAAACCGGAGACACGCUGAACACAGGGUCGUUAACCGGGGUGCAUCAGAAUGUGGGCUCCGGCGACCUCGCUGAAGAUAACGCGGACAUCAUGCAAUUUGCCGAAGGCAUUCUAGACAAGUGGUUCGAAGCGCAUACGACAAUCAAAGCGACUGCUGUGGACAAUUACGUGGCUCAAACAGACCGCCAAAUGGAGAGCUUUGCACAGCUUGCCUGGGCUGAGACCGAAUUGGUUGGCUGUGGAUUCAAGCAUUACAAGGUGACAACAGUAUCGAAGGCGAUCUUAGUGUGCAAUUACCACCCUGGGUUGAAGCCGGGGGCGGCGAUCUACAAGAAAGGCAACCCUUGUAGCGACUGCGGCGGUGGUUUAGCAUGCGACGACAUGGAAUUAUGCGCAAAGCCAAGCGGUGACAGCUCGGCCACGAGCCAACCGAAAGCGGAAGAAGGUGGCUUCUCCUUCCUGGCCAUCGUCGGCAUCCUCGGCGCUCUGGCGGCUGUCGGGGCCAUCGUCGCUGGCGUCAUCGUCAUGCGCAAGUCGCACGCGGCGGCUGCCUCCGCUGCGGCCGCCCUCCCCGGCGGUGCCGAGGAGGGAAUGGGCGGCUCCCGCGAGGCCGCAGGCGGGGACGCCGUCGGGGACGCCGCCGGUCCCGACGAGCUCAAGGCUGAGGCAGGCGCCGAGGGCGAGAAGGCGGCCGAGGCUCCCGACGCUCCUGCAGCGAGCCAGGAUGCGCUCACCAAACAUUGAAGGGCCGCCUCGAGUCCGGCGACGACCUCUUCGGGGCGCCUCGCAUGUCCCGGGACACGCAAGCGAAGAGAUGCGCACUGGAUCCGCCGCCUCUUUCGUAGAUGUCUGGACGACGGACAGCUGUUACAAAAGUUCAAAAAGAAAAAGGGGGCAUCAGCAAGAAAAAUCCUCUUGUGAUGUCACUCGCCACUAUCCAGGCGUAUUCGUCAAGUACCUUCCUUAGGCUUCUUUCCUUGAAGUCAAGCGAGAAAUGUCGAAUUGAUAAGGUAAUUUUAUUGCAAUUUAUUUCCAAACCGAUUCGCGCUUACAUUGCCCUUUAGUUGGGAAAGCAUAUAUGCCGAAGCUGAAUGUAAGUAUAUAACGUUGUCAAAGGGCGAGUCAAUUGCAUAGGCGCGAUUAACGUGGAUUCAUUUCAAUUUCUCUAGUCUCUGGCUCAAAGUGUAUGAUAUUCGAAAUGAGCCAGUUGAAAGGGUGGUCGAUAAAAUUGGAAUUAAGCGGAGGGUAUUGCAACGGUCCAUUGGUGUCCACGCAUAUAGCGCAGCUCGACAUAGCGCAUAUGCGAGGUCUUGACGCGACGACAAUUUGCCCCGACGAUUAGAGGGGCGGCAUUGUGUCAACUAUAAACAGACGGCGAGUGAUGGAGCUUUGGUGUCCGGUUUUACUCUCAUCAUGGGGUUAUAAUGUACGGGUGCACAACUCACUAUCCCUAGAGAAUGUAUAUUUUUCGUGAUAGAUUCAGGCGAUCAAGUGCAAUAGACACGCAACAGACUUUUGCCAUAAGUGGGGCUGCCAACUCUCGUUCCGGAUUUU
Molecule: messenger RNA, 2166 nt
Organism: Dermacentor andersoni
Lineage: Eukaryota; Metazoa; Arthropoda; Arachnida; Ixodida; Ixodidae
Product: cysteine-rich venom protein-like
Source: RefSeq, a predicted model, not a curated record